Messenger RNA from Marasmius oreades (fairy-ring Marasmius), 3595 nucleotides. RefSeq lists its product as uncharacterized. The record is from RefSeq and is a predicted model, not a curated record. Gene Ontology annotation, biological process: DNA topological change. The transcript is spliced from 18 exons. Gene Ontology annotation, cellular component: nucleus. NCBI's taxonomy places the organism in Eukaryota, Fungi, Basidiomycota, Agaricomycetes, Agaricales, Marasmiaceae. Gene Ontology annotation, molecular function: DNA topoisomerase type I (single strand cut, ATP-independent) activity; DNA binding; zinc ion binding. Bases 182 to 3238 code for a protein of 1018 amino acids.
AACACCGGUGGCGAUACAGUGUGAGUAACGCGUGAGCAAGAACGCGAGGCGCGUCAACAUAGGUCAACAAACCCGGUCAACAAACAGCUUUCGCCUUCUUUCACCAGUUCACCCUCAUCUGCUCGUACAAAUCUGUUUCGGUCUACUUCCUCUUGGAAGAUUUAAUACAUGUGCAUUGAAUAUGACGCAGGUUCUUUGUGUUGCCGAGAAACCGUCGAUUGCAAAGGCAAUAACCCAAAUCUUGUCUGGGGGUCGAUUCACUACUCGGAAUACGCGAUCUAGCUUCAUAAAGAACUAUGAUUUUGACUAUCCACAAACUAAUUCUCAAUAUACUGUCACCGCCGUUGCUGGACACUUGACAGACCUCGACUUCCCUGAGACCCACAGAAAAUGGCAUUCCUGUGAUCCCAUCGAUCUCUUCUACGCUCCGGUGCUUGUUGAGGUCAAGAAAGAGAACAAAUCAAUGGAAACUAACAUCUUCAACGAGGCCAAGAAGGCAAGCAUGCUUAUGAUAUGGACGGAUUGUGAUAGGGAGGGAGAACAUAUAGGAUCGGAGAUUGCAAAUGUUGCUAGAAGAGCACGUGCUGGUAUUGUCGUCAAACGUGCUCGUUUUAGUGCUAUCGUUGCCCAGCAAAUCCAUCAUGCAGCUCAACACCCAGUGGAACUCAACAUGAGGCUCGUUCAUGCGGUUGAAGCCAGGCUAAUAACUGACCUGAAGAUUGGCGCAGCCUUCACUCGGCACCAAACAUUUCAACUUCAGAACCAUAUUGAGAAGGAGGGCGUCAUCUCUUAUGGACCCUGUCAGUUUCCCGCACUCGGCUUUGUUGUUUCACGAUCCAAGGAUGUCAAGGAUUUUAGACCGGAAAUAUUUUGGUACAUCCACCUCGCCUUGACUGCGGAAGAUGGUCAAGAAACAAGUUUCAGUUGGAAAAGAGGACAUCUUUUUAGUGAGGAUGAGGCAAUCGUGCUUUACGAACAUGUUAUGGAGAAUCCACUUGCGCGGGUAACAAAAGUUGAGAAGAAAGAAACAAAAAAAUGGAAACCUCUUCCUCUCACUACAGUCGAGCUGCAGAAAGCAGGCUCUCGUUUACUCAAGCUCUCGCCAAAAAAGGUGCUGGACAUUGCGGAAAAGCUCUAUCAACAGGGCUUUCUUUCCUACCCUCGAACUGAGACCGAUCAGUAUGACCCGCAAUUUGACUUCCACAUCCUUAUUGAUAAGCAAAGGGUGGAUCCUUCUUGGGGUGAUUUUGCCACUUCGCUGCGAGAGGGCGAGUUCUGUGCUCCUAGGAAGGGUAAGAAUAACGACAAAGCACACCCUCCGAUACAUCCUACUGCGCAUGCCGGUAACCUCGCUGGUGAUGAGCGAAAGGUAUAUGAGUACAUUUCUCGAAGGUUCUUGGCGUCUUGUUCCAAAGAUGCGAAAGGGUGGCAAACAACUGUGGAGGUCAUAUGCGGUGACGAAUAUUUCGCAGCGACAGGCUUGACUGUCACAGAGAAGAACUACUUACUGGUAUAUCCGUACGAGAAGUGGAACACCAACGAACUACCAGACUUCGAGGAGGGCAACGAGUUUGAACCUUCAAUCUGCGAGCUACGAGAUGGACAGACAACGAAGCCAACUUACUUGACAGAGGCUGAUCUGGUGGCUCUGAUGGAUAAGAAUGGUAUCGGAACCGAUGCAACUAUUGCUCAACACAUCGACACUAUCAUCGCACGUGAAUACGUGAUUGAACAAUUUGAAGGUCAAACCAAAUACCUUCUUCCGUCAACUCUUGGGAUCGGGCUCAUUGACGGGUACAACAAGAUGAAUUUAAACAAUACCAACCUCGGAAAGCCAUUGUUGCGUCGCGAGACCGAACGCCGAAUGGUCAAAGUAGGUCGCGGAGAAACGACCAAGGAAGCGAUGAUUUACGAGAGUUUGGAGCAAUAUCGGGCGAUGUAUAUCAUUGUGCAAAGGGAAUUUGACAAAGUUAAACAGUGUGUCCGGCAAUAUCUUGACGAAGCGAGAAACCAGCCGGUCGGUGGUGGUGACAACGGAGGUGGCCCCCGGGAUGGGCGCGGCGGGAGGGGCGGAGGUGCACGAGGGCGAGGGCGAGGGCGAGGCGGACGUGGAGGUGGAAACGGAGGCGGAGGACAUGGUGACGAACCCCAUGAUGACGGCGAUGCGCCCAACCCGGGAGGUGGAGGUCGAAGGGGAAGAGGGCAAAGUACCCGAGGGACCUCUGCACGCGGAAGAGCCAAUGCACCUCAAUGUCAACGAAACGAAACACCUCUUGACAUCGAAUCAGAUCAUACCUAUCGACCAAAUCCUCCUAGGCCAUCGAGCACGCACGCUGUGCCACAGCCUAUCUCCACUCCAAGAACUUCCGCGACUGGAAGUGUACCCAGGGGGGCUUUGACCAUCAAACUCUGCCAGUGUCAAGAACCGGCUGUCGAAAGGUCGAAUUCUGCGGGUAAGAAGUACCUAUGUUGUGGGAACGGCAUCUGCCACUUAUUCGAAUGGGUCGAGACGCCAUCGUCACGCCCUGUUCCACCUUCAUUAUCCCGACCUACCACGAGUUCUCACCCCGUUUCUGUUGAGGAACCUCCACGAUGUGAUUGUAACGUAUCUGCUGCUCAACGGACCGUGGUUAAAGAUAACGAGAACAAGGGUAGAAAGUUCUGGACUUGUGGAAAUGAACGUGCUUGCAAAUACUUUCAGUUUGUGGAUGAACCAACUUCAAAUGUACCGGCGAAAAGGACUCAUUCCAAUACUGUGAACGCUGGAACGUCAAGCCAGAACGAAACCCCGGAUGCUUGCUACAAGUGCUACGAGCAAGGUCACUGGGCGUCGCAAUGCCCGAACGAUGGUGGGCCAACAAAGAAAUCAAGGGUUGCUUCGGGGGCACAAGCUUCUACAAGUUCCAGCGGUAGUGACACAUGCUUCAAGUGUAGUCAGGAGGGACAUUGGGCAUCGCAAUGCCCCAACGAUGACGACUCGGGGGCAAGGACGCGAAACUUCGGAACCUCUGCAACAAAUAUACUCAGUUCAGCUACUUGCUACAAAUGCAACGUAACUGGACAUUACAGUAACAAUUGUCCUAACCCAAAUAAGACCAGCAGUAAGUCAACUAGGGGCGGCAGUAGCAAAGGAUCCAUUCGCGGUCGUGGUGGUACAAAAGGAGGCGGUCGUGGACGUGGAAGAGGAAAAGGGGCAACAAAAACGAAAUCGGGCUUCACAGCACCAGCUGGUUUCUAGAUUUUCACGGAUUGAGAUUUGUAACUUUGAUUUCGUUUGGAGUUUAUAGUUUACUUCUCCCUCUAAUCAGGGCGCCGACAGGUUCGAAGUCAACUUCCAUCCUUGUUCGUCCUAUUUAACUCAUAGUCUCGAGGGUCGGUCACAACUUCGCCUUCGUUUUUAUGCCGCACAACAUAGAAUACACUGAUGAAUGAUGGUAGGGAUCGGAAGCCGUGUGGUAGCCAAUAUUUGUCCCUUUGCCUUGUACCCCAGGGAUUGUAGCCACAAACACCCUCAGUUUUGGCGGACACGUGCUACUUUCACAUGCCUCCCACCAGCGAAAAACGCACAAGUCGCGCCGCUCAGUCAUUACCAAGG